This is a messenger RNA of Physcomitrium patens, 4293 nucleotides long. RefSeq lists its product as uncharacterized. NCBI's taxonomy places the organism in Eukaryota, Viridiplantae, Streptophyta, Bryopsida, Funariales, Funariaceae. Gene Ontology annotation, molecular function: protein binding. The record is from RefSeq and is a predicted model, not a curated record.
GAGUUUCUGUGAUGUGCCAUGUUGUGCUCGCUAUCGCUGCGAGUUCUGUGGGUGUAAGUGCCGUCGACAGAUUUUGAGGGGAUUGUAAUGCAAGGAGAACGCUUGAAGCAUCUUGUCGAAGCUCACUUGAUAAACUAGAAAGUUCUCUCUCAACGGCUGAUCGACUUUUAAAUUAUUAGGGUUGAUCUCAAGAUUCUAUGUGCUGGAUUGCAACUUGAUGAACUGUCCGGUCUGAUACAAAAUGGCCUCGCUUGACCGCCUUCCUUUGCAAGUUCCGGCCUUGAACAGAAAACAAUCGAACUAAGAGCUUUUUCAUAUGCUUUGCUCAUUCACUGAGUCGGGAAUUGAUAUGAAUCGUGACACACCCAACAUAUAACUGAGGCGGCGUCUGUUGCAUUAUCUAAUAGGCGGGUUCUACACUUGUUGAUCUCCUGUUACAGUCCAUUGACGGCAGGCCUCUACUCUCCCAUGCCCGGCUUAAUCUGCUCUGCUUAACUAGAUCCUCGACUCCAGUUUUCCCAUCUGUCGGGCAAGAUUGCCUGCGAAGCAUGUUCGGUAGUUCAUUUGUAGGCACGCGGUUUGCGAGUGUGGGGUUAAAAAUUGGUUGGUUGUCUUCCACCCUUCGUGCAUUCAUUUGUGCUUGAGAGGUGCAGUGCCGCCCGCAUGCCGAUACGAAGUCUGGAUUAUUUCGGUGACUCGUCUCUGUAACAGACGGUAGAAUGUUUCUGACACGCAGUGUAGUCAUAUUGUCGCGUGUAGGGGUUUGGACCUAUGAUUCGAAAGCACAUGUAGCUGGCAAGAACUAGUCAUCUGAAUCCUUCUUUGUCAGCCUAGGUUUUCAUUUCGAGGACUGUUUCUCGUAAGAAUCCUGUCAAUGAUGUACCAGUCAGUCCCUCUUCCUAAUUUGGGAAGAAAUUGUACCCACCACCUUACUUGGCAAAACCUAGUCAUGACGAUCCUGUGAACUUUUAGGGAUUCUGAGGCUGAUGCGGCUGGCAAUUCUAGGCUUUUCAAGAUCUUUAACAAACAAGAGGUUUUACUUUAUUUUUAUUUUGUUUAUUUUUGUUGUUGUAUUGAAACAGGGUCUGCCCGAUGCUCAGAAAAGUAGUUUGGUUACAACAAACAAGGAGCAUUCAUACACACCUAAUAUUGUGAUUGAGGACGGAACAUGAAGCACAGAACCUACUAAGUUACGGCUCACAAACAGGAGAUUUAAGGAACAGGAUUCGGCCGGUGUGAGGCGCAGCAUCGUUAGCAUGAUGGAAUCGAUAUCAUGUGUGAACAUCUAGGUAGUUUAAUUGGCCCACAAGGUCUGUACACUUUGAUUGGGCGAAAAUGUCUGUACAGCAUUUAUCGGACCGUGCAGACAUGCAGACAUGUGCAGACUUUCAGAAGUUUCCAGGAUAAUAAUGGAGCACCAUCCUCGAUGUCAAGGACUACGUGUGGCUAGGAAUGGCUUUGCAUAGUGAACAGAUCCCAGCAGAUUCUUUUAAAAAUAUGUUUUCCUGAAUCUGUGAUCGAUACAUUAGUUUACAUGUGAGACCACGACUCUGGUGCUCUAAUGUCUGCAGAAGUUACCGGAAAUGGCUCUGUACGCUAUGUCCGCGCCGUAGUGGAGAUAUGGUCAUUGUUGCUGUCAAUUUAAACUUUCUACUUGUAAUAGCUUCCUUAAUAACAUUUCGUAAUUUCGAGAAGGUUUUCGUUGUUCAUACGUAACAACCUUUCAUUAACCAAGUCUUGAGGUGGGCGUCAUAUGAAUGUCACUUAUGUCUGCACUCUACCGCAGUUCUCUCCACCUUCUCUUCUGCCUCAUGAUUCGUAACGCGCUUAGGCUCGAGCGCACACUUUCGUGGUUGUAGGUAACUUGCUUGCCGGGUGCCCAUUCUGAUUGUAGGUCCCUAGUCUGUGAAGGCGUUUGCCGACUGUUACCACGUCGGCGACUGGUGUAGGAAAUGUGAGUGCAGACAUGGAGAUAAGCGUAACCAGGGCAUGCGUUGGUCUUGACCGUGUUCGGCCUUCACCCGACUUUUUUAAGUAGUAAAAUAUACUAAAGCAUUCCUGGUGGGGUAAUAAUUUGUUCUCCUUUAGACCCUGCAGGAAAAAUACUUGCGGAGUGAUAUCAAGGUUCUGUGUUGUGAACAGGCAGAUUGUCGAUUCAUCCACAUAUGAGGGUGUAGGGGGCAGAAUUGUGUGAUGACAGGAUGUGAAUCCCUUAUGACAUAUUCGUUGGCUGCAAUAGCCUUCAAUUUGUUGUAUUAAAUCAUGGUGAUGUGUAGUCCGUUUCCUGUCCCAAAGUGACUGUUUGGGAAUUCAGUGUUUGGUUCCAUCCAAUGAAUUUUUUUAAUAGAUUAUUGGAGUCAACUUUUGGAGCCGACCUUGUCGAAUGUUGAACAUGUCAAGUAUCAAUGUGUUCAGAACUAAUCGGUCCAAAGUUAUCAUCUUAACAUCACAUCCAGCCAAAUGGGAUAGAUUAAGUUGAGGUUGCUUUUCAAAUUCCGAGCAAUGAAACUGAGUCACCUCGGGGGAUGCUGUUGUGACACUAGCUAAAAGAAUGGUAUCUCAGGAUUUAGAAAAACAUAUAUUUGCUACUACUGAGAGACUUAAAGCCCUGUCCAUCACAACAGAAGGAGCUAGCCCACCACAAUUGGAAGCAGAUCAGCCAGCAGAUAGGUCGGUUCAACAGUUACAUUGGAACUCCUUCCCAGCCGAAAUCCAGACUUUGAUCCUGGUCCGUUUGCCCCUGUUGGAUCUGCUUAUUGCUGGUCAGAUAAGUCGAUCUAUCAAAGAUACGACAUCUCGUCCUAGCUUUCAUCGUGAGCGCGGACUUCUUCGCCCAACGGAGUGCUCUCUCAGUCCCAUAGUUUUCUACGUGGAGGGAACGUUGUGGAACUUGAGGGGAUUCAAUUCUCGAGAAGGGGCAUGGAUGAAACUGCCACCAUUCAGCCACCCACUCAUAGAAGCUUUAGACCCACAGUUGUUCAAGGACUGCCUUGUUGCAGGGGACGUCGGGUUCUUCUGCAUGAACGUAGGGAAAGUAUUGGGACCUGAGAAGAUAUGUGUCUACAAUCCCUUGACGCGGGAAGCCCACAAGCUGCCUCCUCUAAAUUUCCGACGUCAUCCCGUUCUCCUGAAUUUACAUGUAACACUAGCUAAAAGAAAUGGGUUACUGGUUUCAAGUUUUAGAGUUAUAGCCGUGGGUAGUGCAGGGGCGAAGACCGAGACCGUCUCGAGGAAAACUGAGAUCUACGACUCCGAGAGAGGUUGCGGUUGGGAAACGGCUGGAGACUCGCCUGGACCCGACUACUUCAUUAACGAGUACCAGACAGGGUACUAUGACAAGGAUUUGAAUUUGCUACUUUGCGUCGGGUUCAUGGUCGAUGGUAAGAAAGGCAUUCUCGCGUUUAACGUAGGGACCCGCGAAUGGGUAAGGAACUGGUAUUGUCCUCUUUUGGAAAUGCGACAAGGCGUCGAUCCCGACCUAUCAAUUGAUUACAGCAUUGUUCAGCUUGUGCAAUGUGAUGGAAUGGUCUUCCUUUUCUCCGAGCAAGUGAUAGGGGUGGACACUUUCCAUUGCAUCGAUAGGCUAGAUUUGCGCAGCGGACCACGACAUGAAUGGCGAAGGAUUCUGACGCGUUCAAGGCAUGGGCAACGAGCGCUGUUAGUGUAUCCAGAGUUCACUUGUGUCCCACUGGAUGGUCGCAAGCUGUGCAUCUUCAACACCGUUGAGCGCACUGGGGUGAUCUACGAGAUGCCGGAGGAUUCUGUUGAUGGCCCCAUCCACUCUGAUCACUUCGACGUCUUACCUGCUCCCGCAGAAAUUAGCAACAAAGCGCGCUUUUAUAGUCUCAAUCCAAUCAGCUAUUCCUUCCAACCUAGCUUCGCCGUGUCAAUGCCAGAGUUUUAUGUCCCAGGAGACCUAUGAGUAGCCCAGUUAGCUUUAAAGCAUAAAAAAAAGAAAAAGAAAAAGAGAUUAUUAUUAUUAUUAUCAUUACUACUACUACUACUAGUAUUAUUAUCAUAAAACAUUAGAAUAUAACAUAUAAAAAGUAGAAGAAAUUGUUGUGGGUGGCUAACAUGGUUAGAAAUUUGAGUGGAUAGUAGUUUUUUGUAAGCUUAAACAUAUGUUUUUUAGGCCAUAGAAGUGAGUCAUAGUGAAGGCCUCUUAACCUUAUUUGACAACAAAUAUUUGAUGUUUUUUUGAAAAAAAGAGUUAUGUUUUAGUCGAGAUAAUCUUAACAACUUAAUAUGGUAUUAUAAGAAAUAUUAACGACAGAUCAAUACAACUUCAACAAA